UGUACCACAGUGUCAUAGCAACUGAUAUCAAGCAAGGCAGAGAGCUAGAUAAAGCUGUGAAUAAAGCAGACUAGAAAUUAAUAUCUGGCGGCAUACAUAGAACUUGCAGAUACCUAUUUCCGGUGCUCCUGAUAAAAGAUUAAGGAACCACAGUAGUUCCAAGAUGGCAUUAGCAAGUGGACACUGGAUUACAAAAGAAGUGAUUGGGGAUGCUCCAAGUCCGAGACACGGACAUGCAUUGGCAAUCGCGGGCAAUAUAGCAUUUGUAUUUGGAGGCUGUUCCUUUAAUGAUACGUCUGAUGAUCAGCCAGCAUAUUUCAAUGACUUCUACAUGUUGACAAUUACUUCCACUGAUUUGACAUGGGAAAAGAUACCACAUGAUGGGCAAAUUCCUUGUCCAAGAGAAGGUCAUUCACUUUGUGUAGUAAAAGGCAAGAUAUAUUUAUUUGGAGGUUGUUCAAGCAUGAAUGCUGAGCGUUGCCUUCCAGGAGUCUACACCUUUGAUCUUGGUUCCUUAAAGUGGCAGAAAGUUGCAGCCACUGGCAUCGCACCUCAGACUCUCAAUCACAGUUCAGCUGCAGUUGGAGAAAACAUCUAUGUAUAUGGGGGUACACUAUGCGGAAAAGCUGUUGAUGACCUGCAUGUCUUCAACAUGGUGUCCCAAAGCUGGACCCCAGUCAAAACCUCUGGUUCUGCCCCUGGUGCCAGAUCAGGCCAUGCUUUUGCAACGAUCGGAGAAAUCAUCUAUAUGUUUGGAGGCUGUUCCGGCGAAGAUGAAUAUUGCACUGAUCUGUUUGCGCUGGACACAGUAUUGUUAACGUGGCAGAAGUGCGACGUCAAGGGAGAAAAGCCAAUCGGAAGGACGCAGCACACUUUUACAGCGCACCAUGAUAAGGACAUUUAUUUGUUUGGAGGAACUUCCAAGUCUGAAGAUGGGAGUCAAAUACCAAGGAAUGAUAUUAUGAAAUUAAGUUUAGCACGGAUGAAAUGGAAGAUGCCACUCUACGUGGGAAUCCCCCCUGCUUGCAGACGGAACCAUGUGGCGUUUAUUCUUCAUAGCCAUCUUUAUAUCCUUGGCGGCACAAAUGAAAAAGAAUUAAAUGAUCUCAUGGGAAUGAAACUGAUAAAUCCUUCUGACAGACAGCCUAUUAUGAAGGAGAUUCUUUCAGAAAUGGGAAUCCAGGGAAUAAGCAGCAGGUUUACUCCCACCAAAACCCCCAAAGUGAAAUAUGAAUUGACAGAAUCUCCUUUGCUAACUGGAUCCGUUUCUCCACCGCCUCCUGUUCUGACACCUCAGCUGCAGGAUUUACAUUCUGCGCGUAACCAGGCAAUGGACAUGAUUACAAAGGCCUUUACUUUGCUGGACUCCGAGUUUCAAAAGCUCAGCACUGCAAAAGCUGAACUGGUCCAGGAAACGCUGACUUUUCAACGUGAAAAAGAGCAGUUCAACAAACAUUUUAAAAAUCAACAGAAGGAGCUCCAAGAGAUGCUGGAGAAACACAAAGCUCAAAAUGAAGCAUGGCUCCAAGCCAGAGCAGAAGAGAAUGACAAAGAAAGAAAAGAGCUCUACAAACUGAGGGAAGAGAUUCUCAAUGAUCAGGAAAGAUUGAGAGAUGAAGAGCAAAGCGUUUAUCAGCGCAAUCAGCAGCUCCUUUCUAUAAUGCAGCAGUUCAAAGGAAUGUGAAGCGUUUACUGAAUAAAGCCUGGUCACAUGCUCUAGAUCAUAGCAGCUACACAGCGCCACUUGAACAACCGAGCUCUUAUGUAACAAAGAUCCCGUUACCAUACAAACUGAAGUUUGAUCUCGAUAACUUCCCACCCAGCCCCAGGACGAUGGUUCAAUUAAAUUCCCACCCACUUUGGGAAAUAUUCUGA
Messenger RNA from Lacerta agilis (Sand lizard), 1875 nucleotides. Its product is annotated as acyl-CoA-binding domain-containing protein 6-like. Gene Ontology annotation, molecular function: protein binding. The transcript has 19 exons. The record is from RefSeq and is a predicted model, not a curated record. NCBI's taxonomy places the organism in Eukaryota, Metazoa, Chordata, Lepidosauria, Squamata, Lacertidae. The coding region runs from base 164 to 1684 and encodes 506 amino acids.